GAUCUACAAGAAGUGCUGUUAGAAAGUGGAAAUAACACCAAAAUAGUAAGAGAACAAAGCACAUUUGUUGUCAUUAUUAGAGGUGGAUUCGUCUGUGAACUCUACGCUAAGUUCUAGUAUGGAGGAGGUAACAAGGCUGGUGUCAUCAGGUGACUGCCUGAAGAUCUGGGAUUCCACCUCCAUGAGUGUGGUGGAGCAGUUUAACCCUCACAGUGCCAGCCACCCUCUGGCACAAGUGUGCUGGAGCAGCAGCAAUCAGUACAUUGUCAGUGCCAGCAGUAUAGGUGACAAGCUGGUAGUCACCAGCUUGAAAUCCUCACCCGUGCCAGUGAUGGAGCUUGCAGAGGGGAAAAAACAAACACGAGUGGCUCUAAACUCAACAUCACAGUUUCUUGUCAGUGGGGGACUGGAUAACACCGUUAACAUCUGGGAUCUAAAGACUAAGAGAUUGCAUCGGAGUCUGAAGGACCAUAAGGAGGAAGUGACGUGUGUAUCUUUCAACAGUGGUGAUAGUUACAUAGCAUCUGGUUCUACCAGUGGGGACAUCAUUCUCCACAGCAUUACCACCAAUCUUUCUAGUAAAGCGUUUGGCCAUGGGCCCAAUGAGCCUAUCCAUGACCUGAGGUACUCAGUGAUUAAGCGCUCUUUGUUGGGAAGUGUGUCGGACAGUGGCUCCAUGGUGCUGUGGGAUGCAAAUACACAGAAGGAGCUGCACAAGUUCGAGGGAGCACACAAAGCUCCUGCUUCAGGCCUCGCCUUCUCCCCAGCCAAUGACCUGCUUUUCAUUACAGUUGGUUUGGAUAAGAAGAUCGUCUGCUAUGACACCUCCAGCAAAAUCAUUUUCCGAAGUAAGCAGGUUGAGUCUCCUCUCACAGCAGUAGAUUUCACUCCAGAUGGAGCAGGCCUGGUAGUGGGCUCCACUCAGGGUCGAAUCUACAUGUAUGACCUGCGUAAUCUAAGCUCUCCACUCAAAACCACCACAGCUCACAAGACUUCAGUUACUUGCAUCCGCUUCCAGAACUCCAGCACCAGAUUGAAGACUAGUAAAACAACAGGUGGUAGGACUUCCUCCUCACAGUCCAACCAUAGAGUCUCUGUGAAGCUUGGGCAGAAUCUGCCAAACGGGCCUCCUACACCCACUUUGUCAGCUCCCUCAGGCCAUGUACUGUCUGAAAAUCAGCCUGCAGGACGAGCAGAUGGACAGACUCACAACCUGGGAAGUGGCGGAGGUCCUGAGGUGCUGUCCAGGGAGGCUGAAGGCCAGCCGAGCCUUGAUAAGUUCAGCAGUGUUGGACGAAACAGCCUUAGCCUGGACAUCUUCUCACCUGUUACUGAUGGUUUCAAAUCACAUGGUUUUAGUAGUGAUACACCAACUUCAAGAAAUGGAAGCAGCGCUGAUGUGUUCUUUCGAGAAGCUGAGGGUCAACACAGCUCAGACAAAUUUAGGAUGGGCCGAAACAGCCUUGACAUUUUCUCUCCUGUCCGAGAUGAUUACAAAAGUCAUAGACUCAGCGAUGCCUCAAGUGGAAAGAAAGAGUUAGAUUUCUUACCUCAGCACGGCUCAGCCCAGCGCAAGAAUCCAUUGGGCACACCUGGUACUCGCUGCUAUAGUCCUCUGUCUGCUGUCCACACACCACCUGCAAUCAAAGAGGAAGAAUCAAUACCUGCAUCACCUGCACAUACAGACAUGCAGAACAACAUGGUGGAGAAGACUAAUGGUCUCGGGCAGGAUGAAUUGAUACCCCCUACUUCUCAGACUCCACGCAUCCAAUCAGUUCAUCCGUUUAACUCACCCGAGCCCAGUCAUGGGAGAGAUGUGCCAGCCAAGCUUACCUAUGAUUCACCAGCAAGCAGCAGCCAGCCCACGGCUGAACCAGCUCAAGCAGCGGCGGCAGCAGCUUCUGGUGCAGUCAACAGUGAAAUUCCUCUCACUUCUGUGCAGAUGAAUUUUGUACGCAAUAUGAUCCACGAAGCACUUGAGGACUUUAGGGACACAUCCCAUAGAGACAUCAUAAAUCUUCAAGUGGAAAUGGUGAAGCAGUUCUAUAUUCAACUGAAUGAGAUCCACGGGCUGAUUGAGCGGUACUCUGUGAACGACUCUUUGGUGGAGGAGAUAGAGAAGCUGAAGGAGGAAAACCGUCGACUCAGAGCCAAUUACUGAAAAUCACCAGGCUGCCUCUCUUACAUAUAGAGUUAUUGUGUCUUUGUGCUCAAAACGAGGCCCAGGCCAGAAAGCCUGAAAAGCAGUACAGCACUGACCUGAGUAAGAAAUGGUGGGAAGAACGUCUCACUGUUCUGCAGGUGUACACUCAGGAGCACUGUAUCAUGCUCUUUAGCAAUGCAUAUUUUUAAGGCUGCAGUGGGUUUUAUCUACCAUUUCUGUGCCUUCAAAAAGAGAGAACAUGGUUUUGCGUGUCUCAGAGUUUUACAAUCAAUAAUAGAUUUGUAUUGAAAUACUAUGAUAUAUAUAGGAUUUACGUGUUUAAAGGCUGUGGUGAUAAAAAAUGAAACUAGUAUUUUCAGAUAUGUUGCGUCUGAUAUGAGUGUUUUUGUUUUUGUAUGUAUUUGUAAUGCAAUCUAUUGUAAGAUUGUUACAUGUUUCAGAUAUGAGACAGCAGCAAUCUACUGUAAAUGACAAAAAUGAAUUUAUAACUACAAUGCGAAUCCAUUUUAUAGCCAUUAAGCAAUUUCAAACCUAAAUAAAUUAUUGCAUUAAACCUGUACUGGAUAUGAAGUGAUAAAGACCCUGUGUGAAAUGCUAUGGCAUGUCAGAAGUGAUAUUUCAUUUACCUAUUUUACAACAGAAGCAUUUGUGAUGAGAACAUAUA
Messenger RNA from Trichomycterus rosablanca, 2828 nucleotides. It is a transcript of the gene nedd1, whose product is annotated as NEDD1 gamma-tubulin ring complex targeting factor. The record is from RefSeq and is a predicted model, not a curated record. Gene Ontology annotation, molecular function: gamma-tubulin binding. The transcript has 17 exons. The coding region runs from base 119 to 2161 and encodes 680 amino acids. Lineage: Eukaryota; Metazoa; Chordata; Actinopteri; Siluriformes; Trichomycteridae. Gene Ontology annotation, cellular component: centriole; spindle pole; pericentriolar material. Gene Ontology annotation, biological process: mitotic cell cycle; microtubule nucleation.